Messenger RNA from Trifolium pratense (red clover), 1131 nucleotides. RefSeq lists its product as uncharacterized. The record is from RefSeq and is a predicted model, not a curated record. Bases 1 to 1131 code for a protein of 376 amino acids. The transcript has a single exon. NCBI's taxonomy places the organism in Eukaryota, Viridiplantae, Streptophyta, Magnoliopsida, Fabales, Fabaceae.
AUGUCAAGCUCUCAAACUCCAUCCCCUUCCAAAAACGACGAAACUUUUCAUCCACAAACCACCAUAUCACCCUCAUACGAUUCUCUCCCUCAACAAAUCACCAUCGCCUAUCCAAUCUCAACCAUUUUUCCUGAGGAAACAACGAAGAGGAAGAAGAUUUCAGCGAAGAAGCCAACGCCAAAGAAAAAUCAAUUCACUUCGCGUGACGCAUCUACUUCAAAAACGGGUAAGAAAUCAAUAUCUAAAACUACGCCUAAAGUUGUUCAUACGAUGCGUGAACUAUUUCUUGAUAGUCCUAUUAAGUCAAAUGUGGACGUUAAUGCUGGAGCACCUGGAAGUAGUAUAAAAAAUUUGAUGUCUGAUAUAAGUUCUGAAAACCUAGGUCUAGAAAACCCUAGGACUGCUGAGAAAUUGGGGAAACCCUCUUUGGAAAAGCCUGAUGAUAUUUUUGAUGAUAUUGGCGCUACUACUAAGGCCAAUCCUGAGUCUGAAAUGAUUUUUAGUGAGAAAUUAGUUCCAGAACAAGAUGCUGCAAAUGAUGCUACAGCAUCUGCAGCACAGGUUGAUGUUAGCACCACUGUGGUUCCUGAUUCACCAAACUCCCCUGUGGUCCCUGUUAAUGAAAAAGAUACUGAAACCACCAUCCCUGCUGAUGUCAUUACCCAGGAUAAGGGUAAAACUGCAAGUAUGCCUGAUACAAGUGAGGCAAAUGUAAUUGAUGUUGAAAGCCUCCAAUUCAAGAGUACUCCUAGGGCUGGUAUAUCUAGGAGGCUAAGAAGUAAUACAGGAAAGGAUAUAGCCACUCCUUCUGAAGCCACCAAAACUAAAAUUGGACCUAAGAAACGGUGGAGCAAGGUAACUGUACCCUCUGAAAGUAAGAAGAAGACUGUGAAGAGAAAAACUGUCUCUUUUAGUGACUCUGAUUAUGAGGAAGAUCAAGAUGCUGAAGCAUCUCCUGCAGCAUCUUCUCAGAAGUCUGCCAAGAGAAAAAGGAUGGCUCCUAAUGUCCCAUCUGUACCAAUUGAUAAUGUCUCCUUUCAUUGUGUUGAGAAUGUUGACAGGUGGAAAUUUGUGGUGAAAAGAAGAAUAGCCAUUGAAAGAAACCUUAAUGAAGACUUCUUGAAAUGUUAA